UCGCGAGAUGAUACGUAACCUACUUUCAUUUUCGAUUCGAGGCACGGACUCGGUUACAUUUGGCGCCAUUAUAGUAGUGGGUGUUGAAGCAUACGGACGAUAAAAUGUCAGGCCGUGGAAAAGGAGGAAAAACGAAAGCAAAGGCAAAAAGCCGUUCAUCCAGGGCAGGUCUUCAGUUCCCAGUUGGGAGAAUCCAUAGACUUUUGAGGAAAGGAAACUAUGCAGAACGAGUGGGUGCAGGUGCCCCCGUGUAUUUAGCAGCAGUGUUAGAAUACCUGGCAGCAGAAGUCUUGGAGUUGGCGGGCAAUGCUGCCCGAGACAACAAAAAGACCAGGAUUAUUCCCCGUCACCUUCAGCUGGCCAUCCGUAAUGAUGAAGAACUGAACAAACUCCUGUCUGGAGUGACCAUUGCACAAGGUGGUGUCUUGCCCAACAUCCAGGCUGUGCUCUUACCAAAGAAAGCAGGAACAGCAGGCAAAAAAUCAUCACAGUCCCAGGAGUUUUAAACAACAGACACUUGGCAGACAUUUGGUUUAUUAUAACGCUAUCAGAGAGAUGGAUGUGUGGUGUGUUCUUAAAAACGAGAUUGUCAUCUCAGCAAUUCAAGAUCACGUGAUACGGAUCAAUGUUGUUGUCUCUGCUUAAUACUUUUGUCUUGAUUUACAAUUAUUUUUUAGUUUGAUGGAGUAUGACAGUCUGACACUGAACUUGUUUUAAUAAAUAUUUUUUGUUUUGU
Messenger RNA from Ostrea edulis (European flat oyster), 736 nucleotides. Its product is annotated as histone H2A-like. The coding region runs from base 105 to 506 and encodes 133 amino acids. The record is from RefSeq and is a predicted model, not a curated record. Lineage: Eukaryota; Metazoa; Mollusca; Bivalvia; Ostreida; Ostreidae. Gene Ontology annotation, cellular component: nucleosome. Gene Ontology annotation, molecular function: protein heterodimerization activity; DNA binding; structural constituent of chromatin. The transcript is spliced from 2 exons.